Penicillium robsamsonii is the source of this 675-nucleotide messenger RNA. RefSeq lists its product as uncharacterized. The coding region runs from base 1 to 675 and encodes 224 amino acids. Lineage: Eukaryota; Fungi; Ascomycota; Eurotiomycetes; Eurotiales; Aspergillaceae. The record is from RefSeq and is a predicted model, not a curated record. The transcript has 2 exons.
AUGGUCUUUGCGCGCCGUUCAAUCUUCCGAGCUGCGACUGCAGCUCAAACUUUCCGUGCCGCUCCUGUGGCCCGCCAGUCUGCCCAGCUUCUUGGUCGCCGAUUUAAGUCUACCGGCGGCAGCUAUGAGCCAGGACAUACAUCCAGUGACUUGCCUUGGUUGGCGCUCUCUGCUGGUGUGACCGUUCCAAUGGUAUUUUAUCUCUGGCCCUCCGGUUCGGAGGGACAUCACGACGCUCACAAGGACGAACACCAAGACGAGCACGCAAAGGACGGCGAGGUAGAGGAGGCUUCCAAGGAGAAACCCGAGGGUUCCUCUGAGACGGAACCUAAAAAUGAGGAGAAGACAGACACGGAGAAUAAGGGUGAAGAUAAGGCGGACAAGAAGGAAACACCCGAGAAGAAGGAAACUGAAGAGAAGGAAGAGCCCAAGGAAAAGAAAGAAGAGCAUAAGGAGGAGGGAGAUAACAAGGAAAAGAAGGGAGAUACCAAAAAGGAAGAUAAAGAGGAGAAGCCCAAGGAUGAGACGAAAGAGUCCAAGAAGGAGGAUAAAGAGGAAAAGCCCAAGGAUGAUGACUCUAAGAAGGAAAACCAGGACGACAAGAAAGAUGAUACCAAGAAGGAAGCGCCUAAGAAGGAUGAGUCCAAGAACAAUGAGAGAGAGUCAAAGAAGUGA